CAUCGGUCUGCCUCCCCUCUCGUGCGGCGAUCGAUCCCGUCUUCUUCCUCCUGAUUCUCGACCGAGGUGUCGUACGUCGGUUUGCAACGUCGGCUGAUCGAUCGGACGCGUGGCCGCCGGGUCGAUGAUGGCAAGCUACUGGUGCCGGCGGCCCUGCGAGUCGUGCAGCACGCGGGCGAUGGCGGGCAGCGUGGUCGGCCAGCCGGUGGCGCCGGGGCAGCGGGUGACGGUGCUGACCAUCGACGGGGGCGGCAUCCGCGGCAUCAUCCCGGGCACCAUCCUCGACUUCCUCGAGGCCAAGCUGCAGGAGCUGGACGGCCCGGGCGCGCGCCUGGCCGACUACUUCGACUGCAUCGCCGGCACCAGCACCGGCGGCCUCAUCACCGCCAUGAUCACCGCGCCCGGCAAGGACGGCCGCCCGCUCUUCGCCGCCAGGGACGUCAACCGCUUCUACCUCGACAACGGGCCCUACAUCUUCCCUCAAAGGAGGUGCGCGCUCGCCGCGGUGACCGCAUCGCUGAGGCGGCCGAGGUACAGCGGCAAGUACCUGCACGGCAAGAUCAGGAGCAUGCUCGGCGAGACGAGGCUGUGCGACGCGCUCACCGACGUCGUCAUCCCCACCUUCGACGUCAAGCUUCUCCAGCCCAUCAUCUUCUCCACAUACGACGCCAAGAGCAUGCCCCUGAAGAACGCGCGGCUCGCCGACAUCUGCAUCGGCACCUCCGCCGCCCCGACCUACCUCCCCGCGCACCACUUCCACACCCACGACGGCAACGGCAAGGAGCGCGAGUACAACCUCAUCGACGGCGGCGUCGCCGCCAACAAUCCGACGAUGGUGGCGAUGACGCAGAUCACCAAGAAGAUGAUGGGCAAGGACAGGGAGGAGCUGUACCCGGUGAAGCCGUCGGACUGCGGCAAGUUCCUGGUGCUGUCCGUCGGCACCGGCUCGACGUCCGACCAGGGGCUGUACACGGCGAAGCAGUGCUCCCAGUGGGGCAUCAUCAGCUGGCUCCGCAACAAGGGCAUGGCGCCCAUCAUCGACAUCUUCAUGGCCGCCAGCUCCGACCUCGUCGACAUCCACGCCGCCGUGCUCUUCCAGUCGCUGCACAGCGACGGCGACUACCUCCGCAUCCAGGACAACUCGCUCCACGGCCCGGCGGCCACGGUGGACGCUGCCACGCCCGAGAACAUGGCGGAGCUCCUCAGGAUCGGCGAGCGGAUGCUGGCGCAGAGGGUGUCCAGGGUGAACGUCGAGACCGGGAGGUACGAGGAGGUAAAGGGGGCCGGGAGCAACGCCGACGCGCUCGCCGGGUUCGCCAGGCAGCUCUCCGACGAGAGGAGGACAAGGCUCGAGCGCCGGCGUGGUGGCGCCGGCCGUCUGAAAUCCAGACGCUGA
Molecule: messenger RNA, 1396 nt
Organism: Triticum dicoccoides
Lineage: Eukaryota; Viridiplantae; Streptophyta; Magnoliopsida; Poales; Poaceae
Product: patatin-like protein 1
Exons: 4
Coding region: 125-1396 (423 amino acids)
Biological process (GO): lipid metabolic process
Molecular function (GO): monoacylglycerol lipase activity; glycerophospholipase activity
Source: RefSeq, a predicted model, not a curated record